AUGCAGCAGCCUUCCACCCAUCCUCCCACUCGCCAUCCCCAAUUUCCCCAAUCCGAUCUUCCCCCCACACAUUCCCUGACUGACGUCGCCUCUCCUCAGGCCUACAACUCCGUCUUCAACUCGGAGCCCGACCCGCGCCUCAUCGGCAACUUCCCGCUGCUGCCCCUGCGCACCAAGGUCCGCGGCCCGGCCUACACGCUGCCGCCCGCCGACCCGCCGCUGCCCGCUCACGAGUCGCCCGACCCGGACUCGCCCUCGUACGACGUGCUCGACGAGGUGCUCGCGCUCUUCCGCGCCAACACCUUCUUCCGCAACUUUGAGAUCCAGGGCCCCGCCGACCGCCUGCUCAUCUACGGCAUCUGGUUCCUCAGCGACUGCCUGACCAAGAUCAAGCCCAACGCCACGGCGCGCGACGCCCAGAAGGAGGUGAUGAACCUGGCGCUGGACCUGCACUUUGCGCUGCCGGGCGACCCGGCGUGGCCCCUGAACCAGAUGUAUGAACCCCCUCGCGAUCGACAAGACGCGGAGCAGCUACGUCAGUACAUGGCGCAGAUCCGUCAGGAGCUCGCGGCGCGCAUACUGGCGCGCGUCUACGAGGAGGACGACGCAAAGCCCAGUAAGUGGUGGCUGAGCUUUACGAAGAGAAAGUUUAUGGGCAAGGCGCUGUGA
Molecule: messenger RNA, 669 nt
Organism: Cordyceps fumosorosea ARSEF 2679
Lineage: Eukaryota; Fungi; Ascomycota; Sordariomycetes; Hypocreales; Cordycipitaceae
Product: ARP2/3 complex 21 kDa subunit
Exons: 2
Coding region: 1-669 (222 amino acids)
Biological process (GO): regulation of actin filament polymerization; Arp2/3 complex-mediated actin nucleation
Cellular component (GO): Arp2/3 protein complex; cytoskeleton
Molecular function (GO): actin filament binding
Source: RefSeq, a predicted model, not a curated record